Styela clava is the source of this 5682-nucleotide messenger RNA. RefSeq names its product vitellogenin receptor Yl-like. Gene Ontology annotation, cellular component: plasma membrane; apical plasma membrane; signaling receptor complex. The record is from RefSeq and is a predicted model, not a curated record. Gene Ontology annotation, molecular function: calcium ion binding; protein binding; hormone binding. Gene Ontology annotation, biological process: receptor-mediated endocytosis. Lineage: Eukaryota; Metazoa; Chordata; Ascidiacea; Stolidobranchia; Styelidae.
AGUAAGGUGCCACAGUCCUGCAAUGUGCAUGCCAGAAUUUUGGAUUUGCGAUGGAAAUAUUGAUUGUAACGACAAGUCCGAUGAAAGCAAUUGCAGCACAGAUGAAGGAGAUGGCACCGAAAUUACCAUCUAUGUCAACAGCUGUAAUGUCAGUGAGAUUGCAUGUCAGAUAUCUGGAACCAUGAGCUGUGUAGGGAUUGCAAAACAAUGUGAUGGAUCAAAUGAUUGUGAUAAUGGUGAAGAUGAACCAGCAGAUUGUUUGGAACAGUGUGAUACAAUUGUACGCGUGCCAGAAAUGCCAGAAUGUGAUCAUAUUUGCAAGGAAGCGGUAAAUGGUCCACUAUGUUCUUGUCGUGAAGGAUACAGAUUAAUGGAAAACAACAGGACGUGUAUCGAUAUCAAUGAGUGUGAAGAAAGGGUGGGAGAAAAUAUUCAAAAAGUUUCUUGCGAUCAAUUAUGUAUCAAUACAGAAGGAAGCUUCCGAUGCGCUUGUGGUCCUGGUUAUGUCUUGAUAUCAGACGAAAAUCGAUGCAAAGCGGAAGAUGGCAGCGGCGCAAUUCUUCGUAUCGGUUUCAACGACGCUUUGAGGGAAAUGGAUUUGCCACAUCAUCACAGACUAACCAGUUACGGGACUCCAUCAUUUCUUCACUACUCAGAUGUCGAUGGAAUUAUGCCGUCUAUUGGAGGACAAAUAAUUGAUUUCGAUUAUCUUGUCGAAAAUAAAACGUACGUAUGGCUGGAACAAUUAGAUCAUGCAUCUGUAAUUAAAGCAAAAUCUGAAAAUGAAUCUGCAAAAGUUUUGCUAAGCGUUAGCUCAAUUGAAGCAAAAAUUCAAAGAAUAUCAGUUGACUGGAUUGAAUAUAAUGUAUUUUUCACUGCGAUUCAAAAAAACUCUACAAAUGACGAAUGUUCAGCAUGUGGACGUAUUGGUCUUAUUCCCAUUUCUACACCCAAAGCCGAAUCUGUUGACGAUGCGUCAGUGAUUCAUGGAAUAGCAGAAAACUUUAAUAACGUUUUUGACAUUGUUGCCGUACCGCAUAAAGGGAUGGUAUUUACUUGUGAAUAUUCUCGAUUUGGUCGAAUAAUCGGAAUAGCUAUGGACGGAUCAGAAUCAUGGACAAUACAUCGGAACAUUGCAUGGCCCAUAUCAUUGACAUACGAUAGCGCAACAAAUCAUAUUUACUGGGCACAAUCUCCGCCUAUACAAACAUCAUACAACGAUGUACUUUAUUCAAUUCAUAGGAUAUCAGUCCGGCCAAGUAGCAAUGACGCGUCUGUCCUAAUAUCUCGGUCGGUUCCAUACUUUAAAACGCCAUCUUCUAUCGCCAUCUUUGAGUCUCGACUGUAUUGGUAUGAUAUCGCUCGACAUGAAGUUUUAUCAGUUGAUUCGACGAACGGAAAAAAUCACCACGUCAUAGCUAAAGUCGGCGUCCGGACAAAUUAUUCUCAUCCGAUAAUAAUUUCCCACUCUGCUCUUCAACCAGCAUUCCAAGAAAAUCCUUGCUCAAAGUUUAACUGUGAGUACGCCUGUGUGCUUGCGUCUACCAAUAUUAAUGAUAUGAGUUCAGAUGCGAAUCUAGUUGCCGAAUGUGUUUGCCCCGAUAACAAAGAUUAUUUCAGACUGACAUCGAUGUGCAAAGAAAAAUUCCAAGACAAUUUUUUGAUAAAUGUUGAGGGUGGUAUCAUAAGACUGAUGUAUGAGGGUGGUUUGGAAAACAGAAUUAACCUGAUUGGCGACUCUUCUGCAUACGCUAUAGCUUAUGACAUCACUCGAAGAAGAGUUUAUUUUCCAGGAUCUCAGCAAGAUAUUCAUUAUGUUGAUAUUAAUGAUUAUAAUUACAAAAGUUACACCAUGAUUGACAUACUAGUAUCAACGAGGUAUUUCACGAUUGAUCCAACUUCGGGAAAUAUUUAUUGGUCUCCGAAUGAAAGUUGUGAAAUAAGAGCGGCAUCACCAAAUGAAAUCACAGAGGAUAGUGAAGAUAAAGUACAAAUUUUUCCGCAAAAGACAAUUUUGGAAAGAGAAGAUUUUUGUCCCGAGGGACUUGCUUUUGACACGAAUCGAAAUUUAAUCUACUUUAUCAAUGCCGCAAACAAACCCGCUCUAUACUCAGUAAAUCUUGAUGGAAGUGACGUCAAAUUAAUUCAAACAGUUUCUCCAAGUCAAGAAGUAAUUCACAUGACUUAUGACCCCUAUGAGGAUCGAGUCGUUUAUAUUGCUGGCGGAGUGUUUGACACUGUUUUGAUAUACAGUCUGUCAGUUACCAAGAAAGACUUUGCGCUGUAUAGACCAUCGUCGCCAAAUAUAACUGCUGUUGCUGUCUCUCCUGAUCUACUGUUUACAUAUGAUCCUGAAUUGGAUCAAGUCCGCAGCCAAAGAAAAAGUAAAGUCGGAGCAAAUGAGAGAGAUAAGAUAAACGAGAAUCGGACUUAUAUCAGUGAACAUGCAAAAAAGCGAGGAGGAGGAUUAGUUUACGUGGACAGAGAUUUGAUAAAUUUUGAGAAAGAAGAUCACCCUUGUUGGUUAAAAAGCACCAGAAAGGCUCCAUGCACUCAUUUUUGUUUCCCACACAAUAACACUGAUGGAUAUGUGUGUGGAUGUUCAGAAGGCUACUCGCUUUCAAAAGAUGGGUUUUCAUGCACAAAAGCUAUUUGCGGUAUCGGUGAAUUUCAGUGUAAGCAGACAAACAUGAGCACAGUUGGUUUCAAGAGAGAGUUUGGUGAAGAGAUGUAUCCUGUAUGUAUCCCACAACUACUUGUCUGUGAUCGGAGAAGUUCAAAUUGCUUCGAUGCCAGUGACGAAUCAACUGCUAUAUGCGGUUGCGAGUCACCAGAAUUUAAAGAAUGUAUUCCACCGGGAAGUUCGCCUGAUGCCGGUAAUUAUCAAUGCAUACGAUCGGCGUAUUUUUGCGAUGGUGGAAUCGAUUGUUUGAAUCAAGCAGACGAGAUGAAUUGUACUUGUGACACUUCGUUAAAUUUCUUGUGUCCAGAAGAAGGAACAGAUAACUUAGCUUUGUGUAUUCCCAACGAAUGGGUUAAUGACUACGAGGAAGAUUGUAUCGGGGGUGCUGACGAGACCACUCCUGUAUGUUACGAUGAUGAAUAUGAAUGCUCCACUGGAGGAUUUUGCAUAGAUAAAGAAUUUUUAUGCAACGGUUUCUAUGAUUGUCCCGAACCUCAUGAUGACGAAUGGGGAUGUGAAGAUGCCGAAACAACCACAGCAACCAAGAACAGUUCUGAAAUAACUUCGUUUAAUACAACGAGUGCGACCACUGCAACGACUACACCGCCUACAACGACCACAACAACUGUAGCUACAACAACAAAAGCACCUUGCGGCAUGCAUCAAUAUACAUGCGAUGAUGGAGAUUGCAUCAGGAUGAAUUGGGUUUGUGAUGGAAGACCGGAUUGUGGAGAUGGGUCAGACGAAGGCCAAAAUUGUUCUAAAAAUUGUAUUGAUCAUCCUGUUGUUAAUCAAAGAUGUCUGGAUCACUGUCACAGAACUCCCAGAGGACCAAGUUGUAGAUGCAUGGUUGGAUAUCAGUUUGACGUCACAACGCAAAUUUGUAUAGAUAUAAAUGAAUGCAAAGUUAACAAACACCAAUGCGAUCAUGUAUGCGCGAAUUCUGAAGGAUCUUUUAAAUGUUUAUGUUUACGCGGAUACUUAUUAGAACACGGGCACCGGUGCAAAGCUAAAGGUGACGAACCGUUUUUGCUAUCUGCAUUUGAAAAAGAUUUUCGAAUUUUCACCGCGAGAUCUAAAAUACAUUAUGAAGCCGUUCAUUUGAAAUUCGACCAAGAAGUUUCAGAAAUUCAACCAAGAACGUUUGCAGUGAAAGGUCAAAACGAGUUUUACUGGAUUGAUGGAAAUUCGUCAUCAUUAUACUUGACCAACAUAUGGACUGGAAAUACUACACUUUUAACAAGAUAUUUACCAGAUAUUUCUGUUAUUCAAUGGGACUGGAUUGGAAAGAAUAUAUUCUGGACCAAUCAGAAGCAAAUCGAAAUUGUGACAGCAACAGGACAAUAUUCAGUGAGCAUCAUCACAGCUAACUCUAAAAUAAAUGGAUUAGCAUUGCAUCCAAACUUAGGCAAACUAUUCUAUUCGUCGAUUGAGGGAAUUAAUCACGGAAAACUCACCCGCUGUUCGAGUUCUGGAGAAAAUUGUGUAAUAUUCGCCGAAGAGAACGGUGAUAUUUUCCGUACCUUGGCCAUCGAUGUUGUUGAAAAUGUUUUGUACUGGGUUUUACAUUACGGAAAUAAGAUAGAAAGUUCACCGAUGGACAAAUUCCAGAGAAACUUUGUUGUCUCAGCCACAGAUGGAAAAACUGUCACGGGUUUGUCUGUUUUUGAACAUAAUUUUUUCUGGAUUGAAGCCGAUGCCAUGAAAAGCGAGGUCGAUGGAGUUGGUUUGGUACAUAUAGGAAAACAUGCGUAUGCCCAAGGGAGAUAUGCCAGAGUAUACUCUAUUGAUAAGAAUACAAGAGAUCUGCAAUCUAAGAAAAUUAUCCGAGAAACUUUCAUGGCUCACGGAUUGGGUGUUGUCCAAGAAUGGAGUCAACCUAAAUUAGAGUUUAAUCAGUGCGAAAUAGUAAAUUGCAUGUACUUUUGUUCUGGUGGACACAAAUCAAACUGGCUUUGCAAAUGUCCGUCGGCAAAGUUACACAGCACUUCAGCAUUUCCUCCGCCAGAAGCUGUUCACAACUUUUGUGACGAAUUUUGUCCAACACCAAUAUCGAAAAACAAGAUUAUAUUGGAAAUUAAGAAAUCCGGGAAAAAAGUAGGGGAGCAAAGCAUAGUUCAUUGUCCAGGCCAUUCCACAGAAUACACUUUGGUAUGUGAACCAUCCGGUACAUGGAGCAAUCUACCAACAUGUCCAAAAAAUCGCGUUCAAUGCCAACCGCCACAAUUGCGAAAUCACCAAAAUGUCAAAAUAUUAUCAAAUCCAAAUGCUAAAUUAGUUAUGGAGGCAAAAACGUACUUUGAAAAGAGCACGAUUCUCGUUUCAUGUGCAGAUGGAUAUGUAUCAAAUGAUACAAAUAUUUCAAAUUCUACAACUAUGGUUUGCAAUAAUAAAGGGACAUGGGAAGGAGUGUAUUUUGACUGUAAAUUACAGACGACAGAAUCGCAAGGGAACGCAAAUGAUUCGAAGAGUACAUCAAGUAAACAUGACAAUGGAAAUGCAAGAAGUAUAGCUGUGGCACUUGUUGUUGUUAUUAUGCUCAUGAUACUCUUAGUUUUGUUAUUAUGCUGGUGGCGACGGAAAAAGGGAUACAGUUGUCUGUUUUUUCGUAAAAAUUAUUUCUCUCCUCAAAAAUUACUGUCUCCUCGCACAUCAGUUUCGGAUGUGGCUGGAGUCAACAACCCCGGUUACGUUGUUUCAUACAAGCCGGCGGAAAGCGGCGUGUCCGUGGAAACUGGCAACAGCAGUGGGCAAACAGCGAGGUAGUGAAGUCAAAGAACGUUCAAUGAAUUUCUCAGUAAAAUCAUUGUUGUGCAAAUCCAUUUAAUCUAUAUAUAUAUAUAAAACAUUGCUCUGGUUCAAUAACCUGAUAUCAAUCUGUUUAUUGAUGUCAAAGCAAAAUAGAACAGUAUGUUUGAAGACGCUACACGUUAUGUAUGUAUGUUACGCAAGUAUUUUGUUUUCCUCCUGUGAACAGUUUCAAAUAAAAGUUGAAUUUU